Messenger RNA from Anguilla anguilla (European eel), 2672 nucleotides. It is a transcript of the gene cdc23, whose product is annotated as CDC23 (cell division cycle 23, yeast, homolog). Gene Ontology annotation, cellular component: anaphase-promoting complex. Bases 50 to 1786 code for a protein of 578 amino acids. Gene Ontology annotation, molecular function: protein binding. The transcript has 16 exons. Gene Ontology annotation, biological process: cell division. The record is from RefSeq and is a predicted model, not a curated record. Lineage: Eukaryota; Metazoa; Chordata; Actinopteri; Anguilliformes; Anguillidae.
CAAACGCUGUUUCGUGGAAGGUGAACCGGUCGCGGGAUAGUACAAAAAAAUGGCGGCGCUUUCCAGUGAAUUUGGAGAUUUGGUGCAAAUUAAAAAACAGCUUAUUUACGUGAUAACACUUUGUAGGGAAAGGGGACUUGUCCACAGUGUAAAAUGGGCGUCAGAGUUGGCGUUUGCCUUGACACCGCUCCCCAUGAACGAGCUGCCCCCUCCUCCUCCCUUCACUGAGGAGGAUGCCCAGGACCUGGAUGUGCUCAGUCUCGCCAAGUCCUACUUUGACCUGAAGGAGUACGACCGCGCUGCCUAUUUCCUGCGAGGCUGUCGUAGCCAGAAGGCCUACUUCCUGUACAUGUACUCCCGCUACCUGUCUGGAGAAAAGAAGAAGGACGAUGAGACCGUGGACAGCCUGGGGCCUCUGGAGAAGGGCCAGGUACGGAACGAGGCGCUGAGGGAGCUGAGGGUGGAGCUCAGUAAGAAGCACCAGGCGGGAGAGCUGGACGGAUUCACACUUUACCUGUACGGAGUGGUGCUGCGGAAGCUGGACCUGCUGAAGGAGGCGGUGGACGUGUUCGUGGAGGCGACUCACGCCCUGCCGCUGCACUGGGGGGCCUGGCUGGAGCUGUGCAACCUCAUCACCAACAUUGAGAUGCUGAAAGCCCUGUCGCUGCCGGACUGCUGGAUCCGGGACUUCUUCCUGGCUCACAUGUACACCGAGCUGCAGAUGAUCAAGGAGGCCCUGCAGAAGUACCAGAGCCUCAUCGACGCCGGCUUCUCCAAGAGCACCUACAUCAUCUCCCAAAUCGCCGUGGCCUACCACAACAUCCGAGAUAUAGACCAGGCCCUGUCUCUAUUCAACGAGCUGAGAGAGCAGGACCCCUACCGCAUCGAGAACAUGGACACCUUCUCCAACCUGCUCUACGUCAGGAGCAUGAAGCCGGAGCUGAGCUACCUGGCCCACAACCUGGUGGAGAUUGACAAGUACAGGGUGGAGACGUGCUGCGUGAUAGGGAACUACUACAGCCUGCGCUCUCAGCAUGAAAAGGCCGCUCUGUACUUCCAGAGGGCCCUGAAGCUGAACCCGCGCUGCCUGGGCGCCUGGACCCUCAUGGGCCACGAGUACAUGGAGAUGAAGAACACCUCCGCCGCCAUCCAGGCCUACAGACACGCCAUCGAGGUGAACAAGCGCGACUACCGGGCCUGGUAUGGACUGGGCCAGACCUACGAGAUCCUGAAGAUGCCCUUCUACUGCCUGUACUACUACCGGAGGGCCCACCAGCUCAGGCCCAAUGACUCCCGCAUGCUGGUGGCUCUUGGAGAAUGCUAUGAGAAACUCUCCCAGCAGGUGGAGGCCAAAAAGUGUUACUGGAGGGCGUACUCUGUGGGGGACGUGGAGAGAAUGGCGCUGCUGAAAUUGGCCAAACUUCACGAGCAGCUGAACGAAUCGGACGAAGCCGCCCACUGUUACAUCAUCUACAUCCAGGACAUCUUCUCCUCUGUGGAGCACGUGGAGCACGUGGAGGUGAGCACGGCGCUCCGGUACCUGGGGCAGUACUACUUCAAGAACAAGCGCUACGACGAGGCCUCUCUCUGCGCUCAACGCUGCUGCGACUACAACGACGCCCGAGAGGAAGGGAAGGCCCUCCUGAGGCAGAUCUCACAGGUCCGAGAUCAGGGCGAGGCGUCAUCGGCCGACCUCUCCCUCCCCUGCGUCUUCGGGUCGCUGUCCAAUAAUAACACCCCCGUCCGCCGGGUGUCCCCCCUGGACUUGUCCUCUGUCACCCCCUGACACACGCCCUUGCGCGAGCCCCUGAUACCCCCCUUCCCUCCCAGUCGUUCCUCUCUCCCAUCCCCCCGGCCGCGCAGCUAGCCUCAGCGUGCGUCGGGCCCAACUCCCUCAGUGAGCCUUGCGGAUCUGGCAACCCCACGGACCCCAGGGACGAGCACCCCCAUCACCCACAAACCAGUCCCUUGCAAAUGUACUGACUAGUGCGUGCAGCUAAAAUUACUCAAGCAGUGAAAGUGUGUAAGAUUUCGAGUGAAUAAUGCCAUUCUGAAUAACAGUAGAAAAGCAUGUUUGGUUUUGGCUGGAGUGGAUCACAGGGCCUGAUUUACUAAGACCUUGAGCAAGUGCACAACUUUUUAGGACACCCAAAACUAAUAAUAUGGCCAGUGAAUGUUCACCACCAAUCAUUGGUUGUGUUAUUAGGUUUGCAUGAGCUAAAAUGUUUUGCACAAGCUAAAAUGUCUUGGUAAAUCAGGCCCUAAUUCCGUUCAUGAACUGCCUGCCGCUUGUUUUGCACGAGUAUUGUGCACGAGUGUUGUGCACCUGUGUUGUCUCAGUUUGGAGCAGGUUUCGCCAGGUGUGCCAUCAGGCCAGGGAGGGGGGAGGAGGGAGAUGUGGAGAUACGCAGUAUUAAACUCUAGCAGUUUGGGGAGACGAGAAGCUCGGGGCUCUACAGAAACGAUUCUGCAAAAUAAAACCAGCCGACCUCCCUCCAUUUUACAACAUUUUCUGCAUGUGUUUAUGUCAAGCCAAGUGUGUGAGGAUAGACGACUUUGUAAUAAAACGGAAAUAUAACUUUGUAAAGGGAACUUGCAUUUGUAUCAUAAUCAAAGGCAGAUGUGCAUUUAUGUGUGACUUGUAUGGGGAUAAAUGAAGUCAUUGAUUUAUA